AUUAGCAGUGCGCUAGAAGCGUUUGUAAAGGUUCUAAAACGUUACUACUGUUUCAGUAGAUUUACUUAGACUGCCUCUGUGCUCUAUACCUGUCUUGCCCGAGUACACGCUUAGAUCUAGCGCGGGGUUGUUAGCCUAAGAGUACAUACUGAAGAUGGCAGCAGAAUUGGAAAGCCGACUUAAAAGCGCCACGGAGCUUGGGACAUCUGACAUCGCAGGCGCCUUGGAGCAGCUUAAAGGACUCGUGCUUGAAGACAGCAGCAAUGAUACUGACGCAAUUCGGAUAAAGGAGCAGGCUAUAUCCCAGCUAUGCGACCUCUACAUUAAGCAAGGCAACGCGCAAGGACUCGCAGAUCUGCUGACAUCCCUGCGGUCGUUCUUCAACGCCAUUCCCAAAGCUAAGACGGCGAAGCUCGUACGCAGUAUUAUUGACUCCAUUGCAAAGGUUCCGGGGUCCACGCAACUACAGGUGGAGGUGUGCAAGUCGCAGGUGGAGUGGGCUCGCGGCGAGAAGCGCACCUUCCUGCGCCAGCGCAUCGAACUGCGGCUGGCCAGCCUCUACCUGCAGGUUCGGGAGUACCCAGCGGCGCUGGCGCUCAUUGGCACCCUGCUAUCUGAGGUGAAGAAGCUGGACGACAAGCUGCUGCUGGUGGACAUAUACCUGCUGGAGAGCAAGGUGCACCAUGCGCUGCGCAACGUGCCCAAGAGUCGCGCCUCGCUCACCGCCGCACGCACCGCCGCCAACGCCAUCUACGUGCCGCUGCAGCUGCAGGCGGAGAUCGACUGCCAGAGCGGCAUCCUGUGUGCCGAGGAGAGGGACUUCAAGACCGCCUACUCCUACUUCUUCGAGAGCUUCGAGCAGCUGGCGGGACUGGAGGACCCACGGGCGGCGCAGGUUCUCAAGUACAUGCUGCUGGCCAAGGUGAUGUUGGAUCAGGCGGAGGACGUGCCGGGCAUCAUCAGCUCCAAGGCGGGUCUCAAGUACGCGGGCCCCCCCGUGGAGGCGAUGCGCGAGGUGGCGGCGGCAUACCGGGACAGGUCGCUGCAGAGGUUCCAGGACGUGCUGUCCGCCCACUCCGCCCAGCUGGUGGAGGACGAGGUGGUGCACACGCACCUGGCCGCACUGUACGACACGCUGAUGCAGCAGAACCUGGUACGGCUGAUCGAGCCGUACAGCCGGGUGGAGAUCAGCCACGUGGCGGCGCUGAUCGGGCUGCCGCUGGAGACGGUGGAGGCGAAGCUGAGCCAGAUGAUCCUGGACAAGAAGUUCAGCGGCACUCUGGACCAGGGCGCCGGCUGCCUGGAGGUGUUCCCCCCCGCCCCCGCCGACACCACCUACCCUGCCGCGCUGGAGGUGCUGGAUGCGCUGGGGCGCGUGGUGGACACCCUGUUCGUGCGGAG
Molecule: messenger RNA, 1401 nt
Organism: Astrephomene gubernaculifera
Lineage: Eukaryota; Viridiplantae; Chlorophyta; Chlorophyceae; Chlamydomonadales; Astrephomenaceae
Source: the annotation of a GenBank genome assembly